Molecule: messenger RNA, 974 nt
Organism: Capsicum annuum
Lineage: Eukaryota; Viridiplantae; Streptophyta; Magnoliopsida; Solanales; Solanaceae
Product: protein bfr2
Exons: 4
Coding region: 182-772 (196 amino acids)
Source: RefSeq, a predicted model, not a curated record
AUUUUACUUUCACCCCACGCUUUGCCAAAAACCCUCCUAUUCACACCUACCCACCCCUCUCCCAACCCCCACCUCAUCAAUGUGGGGACAGUACGCUCAAAGACAACCCUAGCCCAGAAAAACACUCUCCAAUUACUCUCUUCCAAAAUCCUCCAACUACUCUUUCAAGAGUUGAGUGAAAAUGGAGGUGAACAGUUACAGCUGUGAUGUAGAAGCUUUUGAGAAAAUGGUGAUGAACUCUGUUCUUGAAGCUGUUGUUGCUGAGACCCUUUUGGUUGCUCAGAGAUCUGUUGCUUGUCUACUCAUGGUGACAGGAUGUUUGCUGAAGGAUGGUGCUACUUUGCCAGACGAGAUAAGCAUUGCUCCAUUGUCAGAUUUCUUGAGCAUUCCUCCAUUGUCGGACUUGGUCAGCCCCGAUAGAAGGUUUCCCUUUGAUGCGCUUAAAGGAAAGAACAAAGCUGGUCCCGAGAACAAAGAUGGCAGUGAUACAGAGGAUGAUGAUGAAGACGAGGAUGGAGAUGCUGAGGAUCAGGAUGACGAUGAUGAUGCAAACGAUGAAGAUUUCUCCGGUGAAGAAGGGGGAGAUGAUGACGACGAUGAUGAAGGUCCAGAGGAGGAUCCUGCGGCUAAUGGCAAUGAAGGGAGCGAUGAUGACGACGACGACGAUGAUGAGGAUGGUGAUGAUGAUGAAGGAGAUGACGAUGAGGAAGAGGAAGAGGGAGAAGAUGAGGAUGAAGAGGAGGAUCAACCACCUGCUAAGAAGAGAAAGUGAAGUGUUUUUCAUAGAUGUUUAUAUUCUGCUUCUCUAUCAUGGUUGAGGAGAGUAUGUAGUGGAAAGAGGGAGGUUGUUUAGCUUUUGUCUCUGACAAUGUAGGAAAUUAACCAUCCUUUUUCAGAACAAAUGUACUACUUUCAUCAUGUGGAUUGUUACUUAUGCUACAAGUUCCAUUUAAUUGGUCUACAUACUUGGUAAA